Pipistrellus kuhlii (Kuhl's pipistrelle) is the source of this 1269-nucleotide messenger RNA. Its product is annotated as nuclear respiratory factor 1-like. Gene Ontology annotation, cellular component: nucleus. NCBI's taxonomy places the organism in Eukaryota, Metazoa, Chordata, Mammalia, Chiroptera, Vespertilionidae. The record is from RefSeq and is a predicted model, not a curated record. The transcript has 2 exons. Gene Ontology annotation, biological process: regulation of transcription by RNA polymerase II. The coding region runs from base 1 to 1269 and encodes 422 amino acids. Gene Ontology annotation, molecular function: RNA polymerase II cis-regulatory region sequence-specific DNA binding; DNA-binding transcription factor activity, RNA polymerase II-specific.
AUGGCUCCCACCCAUGCCCACGCCCACACCGAGGCCGCACAAGCGCAGCGGGUCCCUGCGGCCACCUACACCGACCCCAGGAUGCUGAACGCUGAUGAAGACUCGCCUUCCUCUCCAGAGGACAUCUCUUACGAUGAUUCCGAGAUAUUCAAUGCCGCAGCCGCUGACGAGGUCACAGCCCAUCUGGCCGCUGCAGGUCCUGCAGGGAUGGCUGCCGCCGCUGCCGUGGCCACAGGGAGGAGACGGAAAGGGCCUCACGUGUUCGAGCCGAAUCCAUCCAUCCGGAAGAGACAGCGGACCCGCAUGCUUCGGAAACUUCGAGCUACCUUGGAGGAGUAUACUACUCGGGUGGGACAGCAAGCCGUGGUCCUCUGCGUCUCGCCCUCCCAGCCCAGCCCGGUCUUCAAAGUGUUUGGCGCCGCGCCCUUGGAGCGCGUGGUGCGCAGGUACCAGAGCGCGAUCCUGGGGGACCUGGAGUGCGCCCUGGCCCAGCGCGCCCCGGGGCCGCCCGAGGGGACCCUGGAGCUGCCGCCUCUCACCGUGGACGGAAUCCCAGUGUCCGUGGAUAAAAUGACCCAAGCCCAGCUCCGGGCAUUCAUCCCAGAGAUGCUCAAGUCCUCCACGGGCCGGGGGAAACCAGGUUGGGGCAAAGAAAGCUGCAAGCCCGUCUGGUGGCCUGAGGAUAUCCCGUGGGCGAGUGUCCGGAGGGAUGUCCGCACGGAGGAGCAGAAGCAGAGGGUUGGCACAGGGGCAACGGUAGCCACAUUGGCUGAUGCUUCGGAAUUGCCAGCCACGGUCACUGUUGCCCAGAUGAAUGAUGCUGCUGCGGCAGAUGGAGAGGUGGGACAAAACUGGGCCACGUUACAAGGAGGUGAGAUGGCCAUCCGGGCGACGCAAGCUUCAGAGGCCACACAGGCAGCGGCACCCUUGGCAGCUGCCGCAGCUGCAGCUUCUCAGGAGAUGCAACAGGGAGCUACCGUCACCAUGGCGCACAACAGUGAAGCAACCGCCCAUGCCAUAGCCGCAUCAGCCGAACCCACCCUGCGAAGGGGGGGACACAUCGUCCUGUCUGUGGAAACCGCAGCAGCCGUUGCAGGACUCACUGGAGCCCAAAACACUAAUGGACUGGUCCAGAUCCCCGAGAGCAUGUACCAAACUCUGGUAACCAGCCUCACCCAAGGCAACUGGCCGGUGCAGGUGGUCAUGGCCCCUGGGACCGCAGUCAGCAUGGACGGCCAGGCGGUGGAAGUGAUGACGUUGGAACAGUGA